This is a messenger RNA of Limanda limanda (common dab), 1596 nucleotides long. RefSeq names its product T-box transcription factor 5a (gene tbx5a). The coding region runs from base 1 to 1596 and encodes 531 amino acids. The transcript has 8 exons. Gene Ontology annotation, biological process: cell fate specification; positive regulation of DNA-templated transcription; cardiac left ventricle formation. Gene Ontology annotation, cellular component: nucleus. The record is from RefSeq and is a predicted model, not a curated record. Gene Ontology annotation, molecular function: DNA-binding transcription factor activity, RNA polymerase II-specific; RNA polymerase II cis-regulatory region sequence-specific DNA binding. Lineage: Eukaryota; Metazoa; Chordata; Actinopteri; Pleuronectiformes; Pleuronectidae.
AUGGCGGACCAAGAGGAGCCUUUUGGCCUCGAGAACUCUCCCGGUGGCUCGGAUUCAAGGGAAGCACAGAGCGAUAGUAAAUCAGAGAAGCAGAACGGAACCGCGAGCAAAUCCCCAUCGUCCCAGACGACUUACAUCCAGCAGGUCAGUAGCGCUGCGAGCGGAAUGGAGGGCAUAAAAGUCUACCUGCACGAAAGGGAACUGUGGACGAAGUUUGACGAGGUGGGCACGGAGAUGAUCAUCACCAAAGCCGGAAGGCGAAUGUUCCCCAGCUUCAAAGUGAAGGUCACGGGACUAAACCCCAAAACUAAAUAUAUCCUCCUGAUGGAUGUUGUUCCUGCAGAUGAUCAUCGAUACAAAUUCGCUGAUAAUAAAUGGUCCGUGACCGGGAAGGCCGAGCCCGCCAUGCCCGGGAGGCUCUACGUGCACCCGGACUCUCCAGCCACGGGCGCGCACUGGAUGAGGCAGCUCGUCUCCUUCCAGAAGCUCAAACUGACCAACAACCACCUGGACCCGUUCGGACACAUCAUCUUGAAUUCGAUGCACAAGUACCAGCCCCGGAUCCACAUCGUGAAGGCGGAUGAAAACAACGGCUUUGGCUCAAAGAACACGGCCUUCUGCACGCACGUCUUCCCGGAGACUGCCUUCAUCGCGGUCACGUCCUAUCAGAACCACAAGAUAACUCAGCUGAAGAUUGAGAACAACCCGUUUGCAAAAGGUUUUCGUGGAAGUGACGACAUGGAGCUGCACAGGAUGUCCAGGAUGCAAAGCACCAAGGAGUAUCCAGUCGUGCCUCGCAGCACAGUGCGACAGAGGGUGGGCUCCAGCCAGAGUCCGUUCAGAGGGGAGGUCCAGGGCAUGGGCACCCCCAGCACCCUGAGCUCCCAGUACUCCCAGUGUGAGAACGGGGUCACCAGCACCUCGCAGGACUUGCUGCCCCAGUCGGGCUCCUACCCCUUGCCACACGAGCACGGCCAGGAGUUCCACUGCAUCAAGAGGAAAGUGGAGGAUGACUGUCACUCCAGUGAGCACAGCUAUAAGAAAGCCUACCCGGAGAGCUCGUCCAGUGAGGAGGACCAUUACUACCGUCCUGUCGGCUACGCCCAGAGCCUGGGCCUGGCCGGGGGGGCCUACCGCAGCGAAUCCAGCCAACGGCAGGCCUGCAUGUACGCCAGCGCAUCGCAGGGGGCCGAGCCCGUUCCCAGUUUGGAGGAUAUCAGCUGCAACACCUGGGCCAGCGUGUCGCCCUAUGGGAGUUGCUCCGUCACCACCAUGCAGCCGAUGGAGAGGCUGCCCUACCAGCACUUCUCCGCUCACUUCACCUCAGGGUCUCUGGUGUCCAGACUUGGCGGAGUGGGGGGCCACGCCUCGCCGCAGCUGGGCGACGGCCACCACGCGGCCAUGUACCAGAGCUCCAUGACCCACCCGACUCUGGGCCGCCAGUGCAGCCCUGGUGCUGGGAUCCAGUCGCCAACGUCCGGCCUCCAGGGAAACGAGUACCUCUACACACACGGCAUCCCACGUACAUUAUCCCCUCACCAGUACCACACUGUACAUAGUGUCAGCAUCAUGCCAGAGUGGAACGAGAACAGCUAA